Messenger RNA from Trypanosoma conorhini, 696 nucleotides. RefSeq lists its product as uncharacterized. Gene Ontology annotation, biological process: protein localization to Golgi apparatus; Golgi to plasma membrane protein transport; Golgi to endosome transport. Lineage: Eukaryota; Euglenozoa; Kinetoplastea; Trypanosomatida; Trypanosomatidae. The transcript has a single exon. The record is from RefSeq and is a predicted model, not a curated record. Bases 1 to 696 code for a protein of 231 amino acids. Gene Ontology annotation, cellular component: trans-Golgi network; Golgi membrane.
AUGUCGCUCCCACUGGGAGCGUCGAUUGGUGAUCCGAAAUUUGUGUUUCUGCAGAUCCUACACGCCAUGAGCCUCUUCUUCAUCAUGCUUGGUGUGGCGCGAGUGGUGCUUGGAGUGCUGUCCCUGGCGCUGCUUGACAGCAGCGCCGUCUCCCUCCCGCUCCUUACCUCACUGGGACUCUGUUUCCAUGUGCCACUCCGCUCACUCUUCGUGGUGAAGGUGGAGGAGGUUUCAGACGGAUCCGCCCCGCGCUUUUUUCUCAUGCAUGUAUUGGCCGCGCUUGGUUUGUCGGCUCCGCUUGCCCUCACGAUUCAGCGCCGCAAGUUUGCACUGGACUUCGCGUUCACAUUGUACGUCAUCUACUACUGUUUUUGCUGCGUUGUGGCUAGGCGGCUGACGGGGGGCGGGUUUGCGUGGUGGGUGUCGGUGCUCGCGGGAUUCUGCGUCUUGUACGGCGUCACCUCCCUAUUGUGUAGGCGGCGUGAGCUGCAGGACAUCUUUUUCCCGCUACCCACCUCCGCGGCGGCGACUGCCGGCGGCGGCGGCGAUGUAUCGAUGACGACGCUGAGUGUCGUGGCGGACGCAAACGGCGGGGACGCGGAGGGCAGUCCCUUCGGGAGUGCCUGCAUGUCCCCGCGGACGGCGGCGGAGGCGGUACCGAUGGGCCCAGGCAGCGCUAGGAAGCGGCGGAGUUAG